GCCUAUCCGGCUUAUCUCAGUCCAAAUAUUACAAUAGAAUUGGGCCUAUGAUUUUUCUUAUACUCUUUUUGACAAACUUUGCCCAAAUUUUUUUAAGUACGUUUUUUUUUUUCUUUUCUUGGCUUUUACAAUUUUCACUCUCUGGGCUGAAGUAACCGGCGAAACUUUUCCGGCUAAAAAAUGAGAAUCGUUACCGCAGCGCUCAACUGCCGACGGCGACUCAUUUCCACCGCCGUCUCUUCAACUUCAAAUUAUUUCCGGCACUUUUCUUCUUCAUCCUCCGAACACAUAUCAUUUAUCAAAGAUGUAGCCGCAACUUGCAUUCCUGAGCACUUGCCCAAUUUACUGAAUAUGCUUCAGACAAGAGGGGAUUCCAUUAUUUCACCCGGAGACAAGCAUGGUAUUUUCCCCCUUGCAAUACCUUUGUCGAAAAACAGCUCAGGUGUUAUGAUUUCUCUGUUACGGUGGCCAACAGCACCAUCGGGGAUAGAUAUGCCGGUUGUGCAAGUCCAUAAGCAUGGUGUGUUUCCAUUAGCCAAGAACGUUGACCAGUAUCUUCAUAGAAUGUUGGUUGAACAAGAUUCCACUAGCCUUAAGGAUAGAAACAGAGAGCUAUUAAAUGUUUCGGCUAAUGCUGGAGAACUGUACACAGAGAGGAGCUUCAUAGAUACACAAUUGCCAGACUUAGAUACCUAUCUUUUAAGGAAGGUUGGUGUGUUUCCUGAUGUUUUAGAACGCAAAAUUGACCAUGAACUUGAGAAAGGGAACCAUGUUUCAGCUUUAGUAACAGGGGAGUUUUAUGCAAAGAAGCAGCACUUUCCUGGCUUUGGACGGCCUGUUGCAUUUAAUGCACAAAUUUUGCUCAAGGUUGGACGUGAUUCAGAAGCUAAAGAUGCUGCAAGGAGUGCGCUAAAAUCACCCUGGUGGACUUUGGGAUACAAAUACCAGGAAGUUGCUGAAAUAGCAAAAUGGAAGGACGAGCAAAUUUGUUAUGUUAAGAAAAAGUUGACAGAAGAAGGAAAGCGACAGGAUCUGAACAGGGGAAAGGAGCUUGCUCAGAUUGCAUUGGAUCAAGCUGCAUUUUUGCUAGAUUUGGCUUCUGUCGAGGGUUGUUGGGAUGACUUUGUGGAUCGCAUUAGUGAAUGCUACAAAGAGGCUGGUCUCCACGAAUUGGCGAGAUUUAUAUCCUUUAAAGGCUAAAUUUGAAGUGCAAAUGUCUUCGCCUCCCUGAUCAGAAUCAUCUGAGAAGCUUGUAGGCUCAGAACAGUGUAAAUCCACUUGGUAUCAACAAUUUUGCAUCAUCAUUCUUCAACUUAGUUUGACAUGGUGUAACCUAUGUUAUUCAGACUCUUCAUUUUACCUCGAUCUAUGUGAUGGAUCCUUGACGCUCGGACAUAUAUAGGACACUUCAACCCUUCAUUUGGGGUUAAAAUCAUUGAUUUUUUCACAAAAUAGAUGUGUGACAAUUGGAGAUGUAUCCGUGUCGGGCAAGAGUACCCGUGUCCUAAAUCCUAAUAACAUAGGGUGUAGCUUUGUCUGCAACUGCAAUAAUAGAACAUAGAACUCGUGGAAGUGGUUGUCUCAUUCAUGUAGAAUUGUAAUGGAAAAUAUUUUAUGUUGUUCAGUUGUUGGCUUUGGUGAUAAAUACUCGGACAAAACAUUUUGCUUCAAAGCAGUGAUUUCACACGGCAUUUCAAUUUUUUUAA
This is a messenger RNA of Chenopodium quinoa (quinoa), 1706 nucleotides long. RefSeq lists its product as uncharacterized. Lineage: Eukaryota; Viridiplantae; Streptophyta; Magnoliopsida; Caryophyllales; Amaranthaceae. Bases 181 to 1200 code for a protein of 339 amino acids. The transcript has 11 exons. The record is from RefSeq and is a predicted model, not a curated record.